AGGUUAUAUUUACAGGUUUUACGUUGUACAGUACAGCGGUGUGCGCACGUGAGUCCAGUGAAAAAAUAUGAAAUUAAAAAUGUCUAAACCGUUUAAUGCAAAGUUAGUUAAACAAAUGCUUCUUGAAGAAGACAAAUUUAUCUCGGACAUUUUCUCGAAAAUGCCAUUACCUGCAAACGAACUUGUUGCUCAAAAUGGACAUGAAGAUUACGAAAAGGAGUUUUCAAAUCGAAAGAAAGGUUUUGGAGAAAAAGCUAAACGUGCCCAUACUUUUGAAGAGUUGCAUGCAAAGUUCAAUGAACUUAAGGGGAAAAAGCUGAACUAUAAGGAUAAACUUCUUAAGAAGGGUUUGAAAAACAGAAUUCAGAAAAAGACUAAGCGAGAAGAGAGGUUGAUGCAGAAGAAACUUGCUAGGACUGAAAGGAUGGCUGCGGAGGCAAACGGCACUCAAAAAGUCAAAGAAGAAGGCGAUGCACCUAAAGCUCCCAAACAAAAGCCAAUUUUCAACUCAAAAGGCAAUAUGGUAUUCAGCAAAUUUGACUUUUCGGAAAUAGGAACUAAAAAAAAGACUUUGAAAGCAGAAAAGGAUCCGAAAAAACUUUUAAAACAAUUGGAAGAAAAGAAAAGAAAAGUCCAAGAACUUGAAGAAGCCGGAGAGAAAGAAAAGGCCCAAGAAAUAAAGGAAAAGGAUGCAUGGAAAUCAGCACUGGCGAAAGCCACCGGUGAAAAGGUGAAAGAUGACCCUGAACUGUUGAAAAGAACAAUAAAGCGUGAAGAACAAAAGAAGAAACACAGUCACAAGAAGUGGGAGUCCAGACAAGUAGGAGUGCAAAAAGCAGUACAAGAAAGACAACAAAAGAGGUCAGAAAAUAUAAUGAAGAGGAAAAAGGAUGUUAAAACAAAUAAACUAAAACGAGCGGCCAAAAAGGGACGUAUAAUACCGGGAUUUUAGAAUAAAUUUAGUUUUAAAUUAGGUUUUAAAUAAAUUACCAUCAAGAUUGUUGUUGAUAAAAGAAGCAUCUUCAUUAAUGAAGAUUCCAGGGUUCUUGUUAACUUUUUUUUAUUGAACUUUCUGUUCUAUCAGAAAAUACAAAUAUUUUUUGUAUUAAAUAAAUCUUUGCAUAUAAAACGAAA
Molecule: messenger RNA, 1134 nt
Organism: Nasonia vitripennis (jewel wasp)
Lineage: Eukaryota; Metazoa; Arthropoda; Insecta; Hymenoptera; Pteromalidae
Gene: Surf6
Product: surfeit locus protein 6 homolog
Exons: 4
Coding region: 68-952 (294 amino acids)
Biological process (GO): ribosomal small subunit biogenesis; ribosomal large subunit biogenesis
Cellular component (GO): nucleolus
Molecular function (GO): DNA binding; RNA binding
Source: RefSeq, a predicted model, not a curated record